AUCCAGGCGAUAGAGAGAGCCCUAUAUAUGGCCUUGGUUUCAAGUAUUUUGUAUAGAGUCACGUGUAUGGGGGUUUAUUUUGACGAUUGUGCGUGUUUGGACACGUUUAUUCAAUUUUAAGCGUUAUUAUAUUCCUUUGCUACCGUUGCGCUGCUUCUUAUCAGGUAUAAGCUGAAGUAGGUUUUUCGACAGGUCUGCAUUGUUUGCAUUUGCUGUGCAAAAAUGGCUAAAAAGAGCGGAAAAACUUUGUCCAGUAAUCUCUUGGAGAUGAAGUUUAUGAAAAGAAGCAAAGAGAAUAGAGAGAAAGAGGAGGAACAAGAGGAGUACAGAGAAGUGUUUCAUUCAAAUAUUCCAGAUGAUCAAGGACGGCGAGUCACCUACCAGCCGGACAUCGCGCAGCUGGAUAACCUGGUGUACCCGCGCCGCUCCUACGGCGGACAGAACCCGGCCAUCGAGAAACUGAUGGCCGAGAAGGACGGUCAGACGGGCGGCGUGGCCGAUGAGUCCAUGGAGGCGGAUGUGACCGACGCUCAGAUGGCUGACCACUACUCCUCGGUGGUAGGCACCAUUGGGAAGAAGUUCCGCACCAAGCGGCAGCGGUCGCCGUCCCAGGAGCAGGCCGGCGAGCGGACCCCCAGCCGGCCCCCCGUGCUCAAGAAGGUCAAGCAGUUCCUGCGUCCUUCGGACGAGUGAGACGGGAGGGAUUAGGUCCAAAGGCUGUGAGACUAGCGCUCAACGGUCCGGCUAGCCUUGGGGUCGAACGAACGCCGGAUUAGUGUUGAGGGCCGCUGGCCAGUGCCGGAUGGGAAACGGUGGGAAAGUGUGGAAAGACUUGUUUGUGUUGCAGUUGUUGUGCGAGAUCCAGAAACUGUUUGGGAUGUCCUAGACAAUUUUUAUACAUUAUACGGGACAUCUUAGGACUUAGAUCAACCGAAUGCAUCAUUCGUAGCAAGUGUUUGUGACUGUCUGUGGGUGCUGGUGAUCUGAGUUGAGGGCUUUGCCAUUAGAUGGCAGCACUGCCACGCCGUCUUGCCGUAUAGUUGCGUGCCUGAUGACUGGAAGUCCGUUUUAUCACAAAAAUGUUACCAUUUUCGAUUAGGCUCGACAUCGAAAUACCGUUGAAUGCAUAUUUUUCAUUCAUUGUCAUUUCCUUAUUUAUUUGUAUUUAAAAUGACAUUAUUUGUCCCGUAUCACCCUAACUUAUCGCAGAACCAAUUAAUACUAAUAUACUAAGAUCGCCAGUCA
Messenger RNA from Amphibalanus amphitrite, 1245 nucleotides. RefSeq names its product M-phase phosphoprotein 6-like. The coding region runs from base 223 to 693 and encodes 156 amino acids. The record is from RefSeq and is a predicted model, not a curated record. Lineage: Eukaryota; Metazoa; Arthropoda; Thecostraca; Balanomorpha; Balanidae. The transcript has 3 exons. Gene Ontology annotation, biological process: maturation of 5.8S rRNA.